Schistosoma spindalis is the source of this 4459-nucleotide messenger RNA. The record is from the annotation of a GenBank genome assembly. Lineage: Eukaryota; Metazoa; Platyhelminthes; Trematoda; Strigeidida; Schistosomatidae.
AUGACUGAAGAACCUGGGAAAGUUUUUAAUCCUAUAAUUGAAUCAACUGAUGAACAAAAUGAUCAGCUAACAAUUGAGGAUGUGGAUCAAUUACAACAUGAAGCAAGUGAAGAUAGUACAGGCAGUGAGGACUUGAGAUUAUUUUUAAAGGAAUUACAUGAAAAGGUAAAGGAAGACCAAUAUCACAACCAACAGCAACAACUUCAACAAUCUCAUGUUAUCCCUUCAACAGGACAUUUACAACCAGCUUGUGUGAUUAAUCCUGGUGAAUUACCAGUCAUUGGUGGUGGUGGUGGAUCGUCAACAGCCGCGGCAUCUUAUCAUUCAUCACAAUAUAAUUUGAAAACGAAUCAACUGAUACAAUAUCAAACACCUGGUCAAGUAACUGCUACUGCUGAUCAACAUUAUCAUACGUCUUUAGGAGAAUUGAAUGCACACGAUGUUGUAUCUGACGGUGGUUGGGGUUGGUUUGUUGUGCUCGGUUCAUUUUGUUGUAUGGUACUAGUUGAUGGAAUAUGUUUCACUUAUGGUCUACUAAUAAAUCCAGUCUGUCCAUAUUCUAAUUUUCGUGUACUAUCAUCAUCACCAAAUGAACGGAAAUUCAAUGAAACUGGUCCAAUUAAAUACCCUCGUAAUGACCGUAUUAUCCAACCAAACAUUGGCAGUUGUAUACCAAUUUCAGAAUUAGGUGAAGAUUUUCAAAUACAACAACGUUCAAUUUUAUUAACUCCUGGUGGUCUAAUAGUUGGUCUAUAUCUAUUUCUCGGUCCACUCGUUAGUGCGUUGAGCAAUCAAUUUGAUUUUCGCCCGGUAGCUAUGAUUGGUGCAAUUAUUACUACAAUUGCCUUGUUAACCAGUGCUUUUGUCACAACCAUUGAAUUCUUUACGUUGACAUUUGGGCUUCUUGGUGGUAUUGGCCUAUCCUUUAUCUAUUUACCGGCUAUUGCUACCGUUGGACAUUGGUUUCAACAGAAACGUCCACUAGCUGUUGGCCUAGCCUUAUGUGGCAGUGGUAUGGGUUGUUUAGUCGGUGGUCAAGCAAUUCCACGUUUAGUUUUAUUAUUCACAUGGCGUGGGACAUUGAUUAUAUUGGCUGCAGUUUGUUUUCAAUGUCUUACACUGAUUUUAUUAUUUCGUCCAUGGGAUGUACACUUUCAGAUAACUCAAGCACAACAAGCCAAACGUUUAGCACGUGAAGCUGCUCGUCGUGCAGCAGCACUACGUCGUGCUGAAGCAGAACGUGUUCUACUAGAAGCUCGACGACGUAAAUAUCUCGCAGCACUAGAGGCAGCCGCUACAGCUCAUACCGUCGGUGUAAAAAAACAUUCGAAUACAGCUCCUGUUGUGAUGACUAAUGAUAUUAACGGCAAUAAACCAGGUCUUCAACGUCAACCAGGUGAAUAUCGUUCAAAUUCAAAUGACAGCGGUAGUGGUGGAGUCGUUGGGGUUGGUGGCAGUAGAAGAAACUCUACACCGUACAAUCGUAUUCAUAAUACCAAUCAAACGAGAAAUGGACGUCAGAAUAAACAUUUUAUUUUUAAUUCACAUAAUCGAACACAACAAAAUCCUGGUGUUAUGAAUACACGAUCAAAUGCAGUAACCGGUAAUCGUUCAGUUAAUCAUCAAAAUCAAGGAUCUAGUAGAACGGCUAAUCGUAAAAGGACACCUAGUCGUCGAGUCAUUGUUUAUCGUGGAUCAAUAAUGCAACGUAUUAUUGAAGAGAAACGACGUCAACGUACUAUAUCUGUUGGCAGUUUAGAUGGUAUGGUUAUAACACGAGAUAAUGAAUUAAUAGCUGCAUCGAAAAUUAUUAAUCAAGAUAAAUUAUGUGAUCCUACUACAAUACAAAGAAUAUCUGAGAAUGUUACACGUAAAAUUGAAGCAAAAUUAAGUAAUACUAUUGCACCGAAAUUGUCGGUUGUCAAUGGCGUUAAUGUCAAUAAUAAUAUGAAUAAUAAUAAUAACGCCGGUGUUUUACCUACAUCAGGUGGGACGUCAACACUUGGCAGUCGAACUGGUUUACGUGUGAGUUUACCUCAACUUGUACAAGAAUACAUACAAUCUCAAGUUUCUCUUACUUUACAACAACAACAGUCUAAACUCUCGUCUGUAGCAAAUCUCAUCAAUAAUAACAGUAUUAAUUAUGGCAAUGAUCAGUCAACACCAGCGGAUACCUUUGUUCGUUCACCGUCAGUUAUGUCGAAAUUGAGUACCGUGAUUAUGCCCAAUUAUGAUACUGCCACUGUUCAGUUGGCAUCAGGAGAAAAUCCAGUGCAUUUAGAUGGUGGUGGAUUCACAGGAUCUAGAAAUGCGCCCAUACCUUCUGAUAAUAAUCAAAUGAUUUCUGUCAUUACAUCGAAUUCACCGGCUUUUCUAAGUGGUUCUACUAACCCACCACUAUCAUCAACAACAGGACGUGAUUCCACUCAAACAAGGACACAUCCGAUUCGUUCUGUUUCUGAGACUGUUAGUUUAAAACGUACUACAUCCGAGGCUAGUUUAACUUCUCAUCUUACAUCAAUCGGUGUUGUAGAUCCUCAUAAUAAUAAUGGUAAUACUGCUGGCGCCGAUGUAUUAGAUGAUGAAAUGAAAGCUAAUAUUCAAUUAAUUAUUCGUAAAGAAAUGUCAAGACCACAAUAUAAAAAAGAUUUCUUUUAUACUGGUCCAGUUCAUCAAGUUGUUGACUCAUCAGCGUUAUCAUCUAAACAAUUACCAAUCAGUCAUAAAUUAAGUAUUAAUUUACCGAUAUUACCAGCGGCAGUUGUAGAUAAUCGACCAAAUCGUUCAUCAACUACAGCAUUUCGUUUACCGUCAACGGCUAUGCAUCCGGAUAUUAAACAACAACCAGAGCAUUGUAGUCAGACAAAUUUAAGUAUUGCUAAUUCAAGUAAUAUGUUUACUAAUCAAUUUAUACCACCAGCUCCAUGCCCAUCUAUUCCGCUAAACAAUCAACAAUCUAUUGUACAUAAUGUUCCUUUGAGUGGCCUACCGCAACUCUCUAUUCCAUUGGGUAGCAAUAUAAAUCAGUAUGUAGCAAAUAUGAAUUCAGAUAGAAUUGAUUCUAUAGGAUAUGUAAAUAAUACGGAGAAUCUAGAAAAUGCUGCAGCUCCUGGAUCUAAUCAACUUGGUCUUAGUCAAAAAAUUGAUUAUGAUGGAAGCACAAUAACCAAUGCUGGUUUACAACGUCAACAACUACAAGAAGAACUCAUAGAUUACGGAGUGGAUAUUGGUGAUGAUGGUGAUGUUGGUGUUGUUGAUUUAGGAUUAGACGAUAUUGAUAUUGAAGAAGAGGAUGAUAAUCGUGAUACAAUUCUGAUUAAUGAUGACGAGGAAGCUGUCUAUACACGUUGUCCAAAAUGUUUUGAUAACUGUAUCAGAUUAUUUGGUAGUUCACUAUUCUGUUGUUGGACAUAUAAUCCGAUCGGUAUAUUUAUGCAAGAUUUAUUAUCACCGAAACUAUUGUCCAAUAUUACAUUCUUAUUUUUUCUUUUCUCAAGUAUGAUGGCUAUGCUUGGAUUGGUUGUCCCUUUUUUAAUGUUACCUGAUCUAUUAGCGGAAAUGAAUUGGAAACUUGAAGACUCUGGUUUCAUCAUUUCGUCAAUUGGUGCAGGGAAUACAUUUGGACGUUUAUUUGCUACCUUCUACAUUGAAAAAGCUUGGUCUACAACUUAUAAAUGGGCUGAUUCAUUGUGGAUGAAUAAUAUCUCUUUAUUGUUAACUAGUGUAACUGUAUUUCUACUCCCGAUUGUAAGACGAUAUUAUGCAGCUUUAGUUUUAAUCUCAUGUGGUUUUGGACUUUUCUCAGCUGUAUUCGUAUCGUUGAAAAGUAUUCUAGUCGUGGAAUUAAUUGGUAUUGAUCGUUUGACUAAUGCAUUUGGCUACUUACUUUUAUUUCAAGGCUUUGCAGCUGCUGUCGGUCCGCCAGUUGCAGAGUUCUUAUCUGGUGUAUAAGAAUGACAAUGUAGUAAGAAGUGAUUAUUUCCUCUGUAUUAAAUCCUAUUUCAUUUUUGAUCUGAUUUAAUUUUUCUAAUAGAUUAGAUAAAUAAUAAUUUCUCAUCAUAUACUUUAUAAUCACAUUGUCAAUAUAAUCAAUUCUGAUAAUAUUGUUUUAUAUAAUAUCAUGUAAUGUAUCGAUUUAUUAUUCGUUAUCAUUAGCAGCAUUAUCAUCUUCUUUGUUGACAAGGAUGUCUACAUUUAUUUGAUUAAUAAGUUUUACCCAACUUUCAUUAAAGUUUUAAUGAUUAAAUCGAGAUAUAAUUGUAUUAGUUUAUAAUAAAUAAAUGAUAUCACAAUACAUAGAAUUUUUAUUUAUUUAUUUUAUUUUAACGCAUAGGUAUUGGUACAAGGAGGCACCAAAUACAUAUGCGCCACACGAAUCUCAAUUGAUUCAUGUGAGGGCUGUGAUACUGCCCGGAUGCCCAAACCGAAGCAGGUGGUUUUCUUAGGGGGCCACACCCCG